AUGGCGAAGCCGCAGGAGGUGCGCAGCGUCGACUCCUUCUCGCAGCUGCCGUUCAUCCGGCCGGCGCCGGCUCCGGCGCAGCCGAGGGACGCCACCAUCCGGCUGUUCGGCUGCGACUUCUCCAACGACCAGCAGCAGCGGCAGGCCAAGCAGCAGGACGCCGCGGCCGACUCCCCCGACGCCGCCAACGGCAGCACGGUCACGUCCGAGAGCAACGGCGGCGCCAAGAGCGGCGGCGGCGCGGCUGCGGCGGCCGCGGCCGCGGCCGCGGCCGCCGAGAGGAAGUUCGAGUGCCACUACUGCUGCCGCAACUUCCCGACGUCGCAGGCGCUGGGCGGGCACCAGAACGCGCACAAGCGCGAGCGGCAGCACGCCAAGCGGGCCCACCUCCAGGCCUCCCUCGCCAUGCACCGAUACGUGCCCGGCCACAUGUACGGCCACUUCAACUACCACCACCACCACCUCGGCAGCGGCGGCCGCUUCGACCAACCCGCGCCGCCACCGCUGCCGCUGCCGCUGCCGCCCCCCCCCGCCGCCGGCGCACUACCCGAUGUGGACGAGCGCCAGCCCCGCGGGGCCCUACGGCGGAGGCGGAGGCCCAGGCUCCAUGUCGCAGCCAAUCAACUGUAG
This is a messenger RNA of Miscanthus lutarioriparius, 630 nucleotides long. Lineage: Eukaryota; Viridiplantae; Streptophyta; Magnoliopsida; Poales; Poaceae. The record is from the annotation of a GenBank genome assembly.